This is a messenger RNA of Prorocentrum cordatum, 239 nucleotides long. NCBI's taxonomy places the organism in Eukaryota, Dinophyceae, Prorocentrales, Prorocentraceae. The record is from the annotation of a GenBank genome assembly.
GAGUGGCCGGGGUCUGCGGCUCGCCGCAGAGCUCGUGCGCGCUGGCGUCGGUGAGCAAGGCCGCGGCGGAGGCCGCCUGCCUCUCCCAGGGCGCCCGGCUCUGCUCCGAGGAGGAGCUCCAGUACCUGGAGGCGUCGGGCUCCGGCUGCGGGCUCGACGCGGAGCGCGUCUGGUCGUACACGCCCUGCAGCACUGGGGCGGUCGGCGGAUACGUCACGGUUUCUGUGUACGGCGACGAG